AUGGUGUUCUCCAGAACUUCUGCUGCUAUUGCAGCGAUGUCUGCUUGUGUGGGCUUUUACAUGGGCAAUCGGUUUCACCCAAAGGAAGACUUUAACACAUUCAUAUCUCUACAUGCUAAAAGCGCCGUUCAGCAAAAAGACGCAAUUGAGUCAGGAUUUCAGUUACCAGACACCAACAGUAAACAAACGCCAGCAUCUGCAUCGACGUCUUCCUCGACACCGCCUGUAUCAAACGUUGGGCAGAUUGUGAAAUAUGGGUUCCCAAGUACGGAUAACUUGCGAUCUUACGAUGAUUUCAUAUUGUCGUAUGACAGAAGAACGAGGACGGCAAACUGGGUCCUUGAGCAUCUAACGCAGGAUAAAGUCACUCGGGUUAAAGGAAUUGAAAGGUCAAAAAUGAAGUUUAUCGAGGAUACCUCCAUUCAUGAAUUUCAUCGUUCCACAAAUAAGGAUUACCAAGGCAGUGGUUACGACAGGGGCCAUCUGGCAGCAGCCGCAAAUCAUAGGCAUUCAGAAAAGGCUAUGAAUCAGACCUUCCUUUUAUCCAACACAGCUCCGCAGGUUGGUGAAGGAUUCAACCGUAAUGCAUGGAACAACCUGGAGAAGUAUGUUCGAGCUGUAGCCCGCAACAACAAGAAUGUCUAUGUCUGUACUGGACCACUUUACUUGCCGAGGAAAGAGCCAGAUGGGAAGACUUAUGUGAAAUAUGAAGUCAUUGGACAAAACCAUGUGGCUGUGCCAACUCAUUUUUUUAAGGUUCUGCUUAUUGAAAAUGAGAAAGGCCAGUUUGACUUACAAUCUUAUGUGAUGCCGAAUCAGCCAUUGCCAGAUAUCAAACUGCAGCACUUCCUGGUACCGCUGGAGACAAUUGAAAGAGCAGCGGGCCUGCUUUUUUAUCAGAAUAUUCCGAAGACAUCAUACAGAAAAAUUAAUGCUGCAGCGAGCUAA
Molecule: messenger RNA, 948 nt
Organism: Candidula unifasciata
Lineage: Eukaryota; Metazoa; Mollusca; Gastropoda; Stylommatophora; Geomitridae
Source: the annotation of a GenBank genome assembly